CGGAUGGGCGGGGCCUGCUCGCGGUGGCUUGUGGCUCCUUCCUGUGCAGCCUCUCUCUUUCGCGUAGGCCAGCGGUACCGGCAAGAUGGGCAAGUGUCGUGGGCUCCGAACUGCUAGGAAGCUCCGCAGUCACAGACGAGACCAAAAGUGGCAUGAUAAACAGUACAAGAAGGCCCAUCUGGGCACAGCCCUGAAGGCCAACCCUUUCGGAGGUGCUUCCCAUGCAAAGGGGAUUGUGUUGGAAAAAGUAGGAGUUGAAGCCAAACAGCCAAAUUCUGCCAUCAGGAAGUGUGUCAGGGUCCAGCUGAUCAAGAAUGGCAAGAAAAUCACAGCAUUUGUACCCAACGAUGGUUGCUUGAACUUUAUUGAGGAAAACGAUGAAGUUCUGGUUGCUGGAUUUGGUCGAAAAGGUCAUGCCGUUGGUGACAUUCCUGGAGUCCGCUUUAAGGUUGUCAAAGUAGCUAAUGUGUCUCUUCUGGCCCUUUACAAAGGCAAGAAGGAACGACCAAGAUCAUAAAUUUUGAUGAAAACACAGUAAUAAAUUUUCAUAUGCCAAAAA
Messenger RNA from Otolemur garnettii (small-eared galago), 559 nucleotides. It is a transcript of the gene RPS23, whose product is annotated as ribosomal protein S23. Gene Ontology annotation, cellular component: ribosome; cytosolic small ribosomal subunit. Gene Ontology annotation, molecular function: structural constituent of ribosome. The record is from RefSeq and is a predicted model, not a curated record. Gene Ontology annotation, biological process: translation. The coding region runs from base 86 to 517 and encodes 143 amino acids. NCBI's taxonomy places the organism in Eukaryota, Metazoa, Chordata, Mammalia, Primates, Galagidae. The transcript has 4 exons.